GGUCACGUGUCUCGGCCUCGACUCUGGGCUUUACGAGGCAGCAGAGCGGAACCUUAAGUGCCUUUUCUCUAUUUAAACCGCCGCCCUCAGCCUUCAGGACUCAGUCGUGAGGAGUCAUGGCGGAGGGGAAGCCGUAUCGCUACGGUUUGAUCGUGGCGGGCUGGUGCGUGGUGGCCUUGGGCCUGUUCAUCAUGACCAGGGAGCGGGCGCACGUCUACGCCACCAUGUGCGCCCUGGGUGUGGCCAUGGUGCUGGCGGGGACGAUAUGGAGCCUCUGUCAGUGUUACCCCAAGGUCGUUUUGGAGGUCGGUGUUUGGGAUGUGAAAACGGAGGCGAUGCAAGAUGAGAGGGUGCAUGAGGAUGAAGAUCAACAUGAUGACAACAUCACAGGAGGAGAAGGGAGCAGUGAGCAGCAGCGGUGGCCGUGCCCGGGAAUCAUUUUUGGUGAUUUCACCCCCAAUUCCAACCCUUGAUGCUGAGUGCCAAGCAGGGAGGUAAUGGGUCCCAUUGUUAUAGUCUUUGGUAUGACUCGGCCAGGGUUUGAACUCACAACCUACCGAUCUCAGGGCGGACACUCCAACCACUAGGCCACUGUUUUUAAACCUUUUUUGAGCCACGGCACAUUUUUUAAUAAAAAAAAUGUGGAGGCACACCACCCGCAGAAAAAAAAAAAAAAAAUGAAACUCAGUAGCUGAUAUUGACAAUAAAAAGUCGUUCUCGCGAUUGUUGGAUAUGACAUUAAACCAAAACCACUAUAGUUCUUGUCUCAAAGUAGGUGUACUCUCACCACCUGUCACAACACGCCAUGACUUAUUUUGAGUUUUUUGCUGUUUUCCUGUGUGUAGUGUUUUAGUUCCUGUCUUGCGCUCCUAUUUUGGUGGCUUUUUCUCGUUAUUUAGUAUUUUCCUGUAGCAGUUUCAUGUCUUCCUUUGAGCGAUAUUUCCUGCAUCUGCUUUGUUUUAGCGAUCAAAAAUAUUUCAGUUGUUUUUAUCCUUUCUUUGUGGGGACAUUGUUGAUUGUCCGGAUGUACAUUGUGGACACAGUCUUUGCCCCACAUUAAGUCUUUGCUGUCGUCCAGCAUUCUGUUUUUGUUUACUUUGUAGCCCGUUCAGUUUCAGUUUCGUUCUGCAUAGCCUUCUUGCAGACUAUAAUUA
Messenger RNA from Nerophis ophidion (straightnose pipefish), 1154 nucleotides. RefSeq names its product barttin CLCNK type accessory subunit beta (gene bsnd). Lineage: Eukaryota; Metazoa; Chordata; Actinopteri; Syngnathiformes; Syngnathidae. Gene Ontology annotation, cellular component: basolateral plasma membrane. The transcript has 4 exons. The record is from RefSeq and is a predicted model, not a curated record. Gene Ontology annotation, molecular function: chloride channel regulator activity. The coding region runs from base 117 to 473 and encodes 118 amino acids. Gene Ontology annotation, biological process: chloride transport.